GCCAGUCGAGUUGAGGCGCCGCAGGCACCGCGUGGUCGGUCGAUUAGUCAGAGUAGUCAGACGGUCGAAUCGAGUCGGUCACAGUUCGAGGGUACGGGACACGGGACGCCCGCGCAGGAUACAACCCACGCAGGAUAAUAAGAAUGGCGCUCUUUCGCUUCACCCCGAAACGCUGCCUCGACGUUCAGAAAAUAACGUCGACGAUCUUCGUGCGGCAGCUCACAGAUGCGUCCACGGAUCUUAAGAAGGUUCUCACCGACAGGAUUCCGAAGGAACAGGAGCGGGUCAAAGCCUUUCGUAAGAAUCAUGGAGCCACCAAAGUCGGAGAGGUGACCGUUGACAUGAUGUACGGUGGCAUGCGCGGCAUCAAGGGCCUUGUGUGGGAGCCGUCGGUGUUGGAUCCGGAGGAGGGCAUUCGCUUCCGCGGUAAGUCGAUCCCCGAGUGCCAGAAACUCCUCCCGAAGGCAGCCGGUGGUGCGGAACCACUCCCGGAGGGUCUCUUCUGGCUGCUGAUUACCGGCGACGUACCCACGGAUACGCAAGUGAAGGCCAUCUCGCAGGAAUGGGCGUCCAGGAGCUCGUUGCCCGAGCAUGUGGUCAAGGCCCUCAAUAACUUCCCCAAGACCUUACAUCCGAUGACACAGUUCUCCGCGGCGAUCACGUUGCUGAACAGCGAGAGCGAGUUCGUUAAGGCGUACAACAAGGGCGUGCACAAGAGCAAGUUCUGGGAAAGCGUGUACGAAGACUCGAUGAAUCUGAUCGCCAAGCUGCCAGUGGUCGCCGCCACCAUCUACCGCAACAUCUACAAGGGCGGCAAAGGUUUGGGCUCUGUCGACGCCGGCAGGGAUUGGUCCUGGAACUUCGCCAACAUGCUCGGCUAUGACAAUCCACAGUUUAUUGAGCUGAUGCGCCUCUACCUGACGAUCCAUUCGGAUCACGAGGGUGGUAACGUGUCCGCCCACACCACCCACUUGGUGGGAUCUGCCUUGUCGGACCCGUACCUAUCCUUCUCUGCUGGUAUGAAUGGUCUAGCCGGGCCAUUGCACGGUUUGGCCAAUCAGGAAGUGCUGGUGUGGUUGGAGAAACUGCGCGGUCAAGUCGGCGACAGUCCGAGCGACGACAAACUGAAGGAGUUCAUCUGGAAUACGCUAAAGAGUGGCCAAGUCGUGCCCGGUUACGGACACGCCGUACUUAGGAAGACUGAUCCGAGGUACACCUGCCAGAGAGAGUUUGCGCUGAAACAUUUGCCGGACGAUCCGUUGUUCAAGCUCGUUGCACAAGUGUAUAAGGUGGUGCCACCGAUCUUGCUGGAAACUGGCAAGGUGAAGAACCCGUGGCCGAACGUAGACGCGCACUCGGGCGUGCUGCUGCAGUACUACGGCAUGAAAGAGAUGAAUUACUACACGGUCCUGUUCGGCGUGUCGCGCGCGUUGGGCGUGCUCGCCUCCCUUGUUUGGGAUCGCGCCCUAGGACUGCCCAUCGAGAGGCCUAAAUCCCUCAGUACCGAACUCCUCAUGAAGGCCGUCAAGGCUUAAGGACCGUCUAUCACUCUGAAUCAAUGAUCAAUUAUCAACAUCACCUCGAAGUCUCGUCGUCCUGAUCUCGAGCUUGAGCAUCGACCGCGGCGCCGGAAUUUUGAUAGGAUAUCAUUUUGAUACCGACCUCGAGACACCUCAACGAGCCCGCGCCUUAUCGAGCAAACGAUAGUGCGGAUGGGAGAGAGCGAAUGAACGAGAGAGCGAGAGAGAAUGAAAGAGACACAAGGCUAGGUAUUAAACACGACAAAUAAUUACGUCUAAUAAUGUAUUAUGUAAAUGUAGAAUUAUUAAGAGCAGACACAUCAACGUCCCGCGUCAAUGAGGCGGAAUUUGCAUUCUCUUCCUGUUGUCGAUACUUUUCAAUAUGGAGCGACGACAAACAGACAUAUUAAUUACACAGACACAUUAUAUUAAUUAAUUAUGAAUGAUUAUUACAUACAUAUAUAUAUAUAUAUAUAUAUAUUGAUACAUCAUAUAAUUGGCAUAUAGUGUGAUUAAUAUGAUUGUUUGAAGUACAUGAUUCUUACGAAGUAUCAAUUGCGGGAACAGACUUAAAUGGGGUAUUCUCGCAACGUAAUAGCUGCUUAUAUAACUGGAAAACAUAGAUUGGUCCAAUAGUGAAAACUGCCAAAAUUGCGAGAAAACCCAAGAUAGUGAAAGAAAUCCAGAGGAUGGCUUUUAGACAUCUAAGUAUUAAGAUUUUUAGAUGUUUCUAAAUGUCUCUUAAAUGUCUAAAAACUCUUCUGGAAUUUAUUAUUUAUAGAAACACACACAAGAUAGAGAAUCGCGUCAGAAAUAGAUAAGGCAUUAUUGUACAUAUAAAGUUAUCGCUCAAUACAAAGCAACACGGUGACUACCGCUAGAAAUUUAGAAGCAACGGCGCAAAAUCUACGGCGAUAGUUAAUGUGUUAGCCAGCGACGUAAAGGCAGUGGAAAAUAGCGACUCGAGAUCUAGAUUCAUCGUGCAACGUAAACAUUCAAGAAACAUCGUUGAGGCGUCCAAAAGAUAGUCUAAUUCAGUUUGAAUGUCAUUCUGACGACUUUUCGAUGUCUCACUUUUGCGUUGUCUGGGAUAUGCAAUGACAUGAAUUAGGAACUAUAACGUUGUCUUGCCUCGUCAUAUGAGAAGCGCACUGCCCGGGCGUGUAUCACAUAUUUCUUUUUCGAUCAGGCUAAUUCCUUUGAAAAUUCAUCGGAUUUUACAGCGGCAAAAACGAUAUCGAAUUUUCGCGAUUAGAAGAUAGAUUUUCAAGGUAAUAGCCGGCAACGGAACGUCAAAAGGCGAACGUGCCAAUUAGCUCAAAUGUAGAUCUCUCGGCAAUUUAGUUUACUGUCCCACCUCCCUCAGGAAGUUUAUUCUAACUGAUUGUAGAAUGGCAAAAGAAAUUCGCGAGUUGCAGUAGUUGCAGAAUACUUAACAGCGAGCAAUGAUUCAGAAAGUGAUCAAGCAGACUUAAAAAUAGCGUUUAGUCUCAUCGGACGGCCGAGAUGCUGCUCGGUCGCAUUGUGUGGCGAGAAAAACCGCCGCGAUUCAGUGUAAAAUUAAGGAGCAUGACCAGUGGUGGACCCACUGUUAUAAGAAUGAAUGAGUGUGUGUAUACAUUAUUUAUAACGAAUGUGAAAAUAAAUGGAUCAAAAGGUAACCGUGGCUAACAGAUGCUUCCUCUUUCGAGAGACUUGAGAUUUACAUCGUAAAUGUAUCGCUCAGUUGAUUCUGUAAUUCUGAAAAUCUGCGAUUUCUAUCGCCGAAUAUUCCAACUCUACCGAAAAAAACUUUGGGUAAAAUUUAACGAGACUUUGGAGCGAUAUUCAACAAGGUAUUAUAAAUUUUAAUACCGAACGAAAUAUGCUUAAUCUAAAGACAAUAAAAACUUGUAAGCAUAAAUUAGGAGAAUUAGGAAAUAGGAUGGGAUUAUCGUCGUAGGAAAAAAAUGGAGCAGAUCCGUAUGUUUCUUAUUGAUAGAAACUGGAUUUAUUUGACAGCCCAUACUUUUAGCCUUUGUUAUUCAUAAAGUUCAUACAGGACUCCCUGGCUUAUAUUAUACAAUUAUAUUAGAUAAAGACCAAUAAAUCGGAAUUGAUCGAU
Messenger RNA from Temnothorax curvispinosus, 3624 nucleotides. It is a transcript of the gene kdn, whose product is annotated as probable citrate synthase 2, mitochondrial. The transcript is spliced from 4 exons. The record is from RefSeq and is a predicted model, not a curated record. Gene Ontology annotation, cellular component: mitochondrial matrix. Gene Ontology annotation, biological process: citrate metabolic process; tricarboxylic acid cycle; carbohydrate metabolic process. The coding region runs from base 144 to 1535 and encodes 463 amino acids. Lineage: Eukaryota; Metazoa; Arthropoda; Insecta; Hymenoptera; Formicidae.